Messenger RNA from Balaenoptera acutorostrata (minke whale), 2829 nucleotides. It is a transcript of the gene MASP2, whose product is annotated as MBL associated serine protease 2. Gene Ontology annotation, cellular component: extracellular region. Gene Ontology annotation, biological process: complement activation, lectin pathway; proteolysis. The record is from RefSeq and is a predicted model, not a curated record. Gene Ontology annotation, molecular function: calcium ion binding; serine-type endopeptidase activity. The transcript has 11 exons. NCBI's taxonomy places the organism in Eukaryota, Metazoa, Chordata, Mammalia, Artiodactyla, Balaenopteridae. Bases 656 to 2716 code for a protein of 686 amino acids.
CUGGGCCUGGGACUCUCCAUAUACUCCCUCCAACAAUAAGUCUCCACGUUUCUGCUGAGGUCGGGGGAUGGGAAAUAGGGAUUGGCAAGAUUCUUACAUGCGUCCAGAAGGACCUGCUGCCACCAAUUCCUGAUUCCACUGCCAACUUAGAGUUGCUUCCUGGAGAGCUGUUUCCACCUGCCCAUCUGUUUCCCCAGCUUCCUAAAUGUUGAUGCUGCCUCCUCUCCCGCAUUCCCCAUCGUCGUGGGCUUGUGUUUUUAAGGCUUUUCUCUUCUCUCUUACCGUAGCGUUUCAGGAGGCAAAGGGAGGUGUGUGUGUGUGCCUCCCCCAUCUCCACCUGGAAGCCGUCACUGCCGAGGUCAUUGUCACAGAGCCCCUGGGCGACCUCGGAAGUCACACACGGCGGGGGAACCGCGGAGGUUCGGGGUGAGGGACAGAGCCGGGACUCGGUCCCGGAGCUGGCUGCCAUCCAGGUUCAGCCCCUGGCUCCUGGAGCACCCUGUCCUCCCUGCCCGGAAGUCUGGGCAGGCAGGAGUCAUGGGGUCUGUUCCCAGAAUGCCAGGGGCAGGGCGGCUGGGGGCAGGGCCGGCCGUUGGACAAACAGAUCAAAGGUGAGGCGCCCUGGGGCUCCAGACCGGGCCCGGCCGAGCGCACCAUGAGGCUGCUGGUCAUGCUGGGCCUGCUGUGGGGCUCGGCAGCCGCCACGUCCUCGGGCCCGCAGUGGCCCAAGCCCGUGUUCGGGCGCCUGGCAUCUCCUGGCUUCCCAGGCAAGUAUGCCAACAACCAGAAGCAGCGCUGGGCCCUGACGGCGCCCCCCGGCUACCGCCUGCGCCUCUACUUCACUCACUUCCACCUGGAGCCCUCCUACCUCUGCGAGUACGACUUCGUCAAGCUGAGCGCGGGGCCCACGGUGCUGGCCACGCUGUGCGGGUCGGAGAGCACGGACACGGAGCGGGCGCCCGGCAACGACACCUUCUACUCUCCGGGCUCCAGCCUCGAUGUCACCUUCCGCUCCGACUACUCCAACGAGAAGCCGUUCGCGGGCUUCGAGGCCUUCUACUCAGCAGAGGACAUCGACGAGUGCCAGGUGCCCCCAGGAGAGGCCCCCCCCUGCGAGCACCACUGCCACAAUCACCUGGGUGGCUUCUACUGCUCCUGCCGUAUGGGCUACGUUCUCCACAGGAACAAGCACACUUGCUCAGCCCUGUGCUCAGGCCAGGUCUUCACCGCCCGGUCUGGGGUGCUCAGCAGCCCUGGAUACCCUCAGCCGUACCCCAAACUCUCCAGCUGCACCUACAGCAUCCGCCUGGAGGAGGGGUUCCGUGUCACCCUGGACUUCGUGGAGUCCUUUGACGUGGAGUCGCACCCUGAGACCCAGUGCCCCUACGACUCCCUGAAGAUUCAAACAGACAAGGAGGAAUAUGGCCCAUUUUGUGGGAAGACGUUGCCGCACAGGAUUGAAACCAAGAGCAACACAGUGACCAUCACCUUUGCCACCGAUCAGUCGGGGGACCACACGGGCUGGAAGAUCCACUACAACAGCACAGCUCAGCCCUGCCCUGACCCGACAGCACCACCUAACGGCCACAUCUCCCCUGCGCAGGCCAAAUACGUCCUGAAAGACCACGUCUUUGUCUUUUGCGAGUCGGGCUACGAACUUCUGCAAGGUUAUUGGCCCCUGAAAUCAUUUGUUGCAGUCUGUCAGACAGAUGGAUCUUGGGACAAACCGAUGCCAGAGUGCAGCAUUGUUGACUGUGGCCCUCCUGAUGAUCUGCCCAGUGGCCAAGUGGACUAUAUCACGGGUACUGAGGUGACCAUAUACAAAGCUGUGGUUAAAUAUCGCUGCAAUGAGUUCUACACAAUGAGAACAAAUGAUGGUAAAUAUGUGUGUGAGGCUGAUGGAUUCUGGACGAGCUCCAAAGGAGAAAAAUCACUCCCCGUCUGUGAGCCUGUUUGUGGAAUAUCCACCCGUACCACAGAAGGUCGUAUAUAUGGAGGACAAAAUGCAAAGCUUGGUGAUUUUCCUUGGCAAGCCCUGUUAUUAGGUAAAACUACAGCAGCAGGUGCACUUCUAUAUGACAACUGGAUCCUAACAGCUGCUCAUGCUGUAUAUGAGCAAAGAGAAGACGCCUCCUCCCUGGACAUUAGAAUGGGUGCCCUGAAGAGACUGUCACCUCAUUAUACACAAGCCUGGGCCGAGGCCAUUUUUAUACACGAACGUUACACUCAUAAUGCUGGUUACGAUAAUGACAUAGCAUUGAUUAAAUUGAAGAACAAAGUUGUAUUAAAUAGCAACAUCAUGCCUAUUUGUUUGCCAAGAAAAGAAGCUGAAUCCUUCAUGAGAACCAAUGAUAUUGGAACUGCAUCUGGAUGGGGAUUAACCCAAGGGGGUUUUCUUGCCAGAAAUCUAAUGUUUGUUGACAUACCAGUUGUUGACCAUCAAAACUGUACUGCGGCAUAUGAAAAGAAGUCCUAUCCGGGGGGAAGGGUAACUGACAACAUGCUUUGUGCUGGUUUAGAAAGUGGGGGCAAGGACAGCUGUAAAGGCGAUAGUGGCGGGGCAUUAGUGUUUCUACAUAAUGAGACACAGAAAUGGUUUGUGGGAGGAAUAGUGUCCUGGGGUUCCAUUAAUUGUGGGGAAGCAGAUCAGUAUGGGGUCUACACAAAAGUCAUUAACUAUAGUCCCUGGAUCAAGAACAUAAUUAAUAAUUUUUAACUUGUGUGUCUUCAGUGAGUACAUGAUUCCUUGUUCUAAAAAAUACCUGUAGAAGACCGCAGCAGCAAACUGACCUGAGAAACAUUAACACGACAGUUGCCGUUCCACCUCAA